Messenger RNA from Corythoichthys intestinalis (scribbled pipefish), 1851 nucleotides. It is a transcript of the gene nmur3, whose product is annotated as neuromedin U receptor 3. Gene Ontology annotation, biological process: neuropeptide signaling pathway. The record is from RefSeq and is a predicted model, not a curated record. Gene Ontology annotation, cellular component: plasma membrane. The coding region runs from base 98 to 1363 and encodes 421 amino acids. The transcript is spliced from 3 exons. Lineage: Eukaryota; Metazoa; Chordata; Actinopteri; Syngnathiformes; Syngnathidae. Gene Ontology annotation, molecular function: neuromedin U receptor activity.
UCUGCGCACAUCAAACGGAAAAGCCUCGCAGAGCCGCAAAAUCUGAAGUUCCACAUAAGCAAGCAGAGGAUCCCUAGUGUUUACCUUCAGCUGUGAGAUGGAGCUCUUUUGCCAUGGUCCCUCACUAAAUGUCUCCAUACCAAUCCACAACACCAGCAUGUCACCCAACUCCACUGUGGCUAACACCACCACCGUCACUACCAGCCUUUACACCGAAGCUAGCCUCCUAGACAUCCUUGGUCCCAAACGGUCUCCCUUCUUCCUCCCGGUUGCUGGCAGUUAUCUGCUUAUUUUUCUGGUGGGCUUGAGUGGAAACCUUCUCACCUGUGCGGUGGUGGUCAAGCACAAGAAAAUGCGCAACCCCACCAACCUAUAUCUGGUCAGCUUGGCCAUGUCCGACCUUCUUAUGCUGGUUUUCGGGAUGCCUAUGGAGAUCUACGACUUGUGGCAGAACUACCCGUUCCCGUUUGGUGCCGGCGGUUGCUACUUCAAGACAUUUAUCUUCGAGACCGUCUGUUUCGCGUCUAUCCUCAACGUCACAGCUUUGAGCGUGGAGCGCUACAUCGCUGUGGUGCACCCUCUCAAGACCCGCUACUUAACCACUAAGAGGCACGCCAAGCAGGUUAUCGGGGCUGUGUGGGCAGUGUCUAUGUUGUGCGCCGUACCCAACACUUCCCUGCACGGUAUCUUCUACCUUCCGGGCCUCAUGAAGGAGUCGGCAAUUUGCGCCGUGCUCAAGCCAUUGUGGAUGUACCACACGCUCAUGCAGAUCACCACUGUCUGCUUCUUCUUCAUCCCCAUGUUGGUGAUCAGCGUACUAUACCUGGUGAUGGGCCUGCAUCUGGGCAGGGAAACAAAGCUGAAGCGGCGCAACUUCAGGAACAACUGGGGCAGCGACACUCGUGUGAGUGUGAACGACGAGGCCGGUCGGCGGACACAAGUCGUCAAGAUGCUUUCAAUCGUGGUGGCGGUGUUCGGUGUUUGCUGGGCACCAUUCCACAUGGAGCGUCUGCUGUGGAGCUCCGUGCACCAGUGGACUGACCUUAUGCACAACAUCUACCAGUACGUCCAUAUCCUGUCCGGGGUCCUCUUUUACCUCAGUUCUGCUGUCAACCCAGUCAUCUACAGCCUGAUCUCCACGCGCUUCCGCGAAUGUUUUCGCGACCUGGUGUGCUCACGGGCCAAUAAACCGAAAUCCGUACCGCCCCCGAAGAUCUCGCUGGUCCUAACCACCUCCAGGGUCCAGAAUGGGGGUCAGGACUCGUUGAUCCGGUUGCUGUCCCCACCAAUAACGAAGGGAUUGGAUGCUACGUUGCUUUCGAGUGCUUGUGAAGAGAUGGUUUACAAAACUUCGGUGUUCUGAAUGGAUGUUAAGUUGUCUUACUGUGGGACUGAAAGAAAUCCUUACACCCAUUUUAUGUCAUGGUACCUGGACUGCUUGCCUGUCAGUCAUAUUUUUGGUACAAGGCACAACAAUGAAGAUAAUUUAGGAUGUGCCCACCACUGGUUCAUUUAGACUGUGGUCUGUUAUUUCUAAUUUGCAAGGUUGUGUUAAUUAUAAAAAAAAAAUGGUGAGAGAAGUGACUGCAUCAAUUACAGCAUAUGACAUUGCUGUGGUAUUGAAAAAUUGCUCUUAUGAUUUCUAUUGUUCAAGAUUGAGCUUAUCACCAAUAACCGAGCUACUGCAUUAUUAUUCUUUUUUUUUUUUUUUUUUUUACAUAAACAGUAUGCAAUUUUUAUGUGACUAUGAAUAGCUAGUUGCCGUUUAUGUUUCUAGUUUUGGUUCUGUUGAUUUCCACUCCACAUUUUUGCAUUUAUUUCAGUAACUGGUGAGCGGAGCCAUCGCAAUAA